Molecule: messenger RNA, 1778 nt
Organism: Perca flavescens (yellow perch)
Lineage: Eukaryota; Metazoa; Chordata; Actinopteri; Perciformes; Percidae
Gene: tmem135
Product: transmembrane protein 135
Exons: 15
Coding region: 80-1507 (475 amino acids)
Source: RefSeq, a predicted model, not a curated record
UGCGUGCCCGCGCUCCCCUCACAGUGAACCCGCACGACAGCGCGUUACCUAUUGGUUGUGUACAGACCAUGGUACAGACAUGGCCGCUCUCAGUAAAAUACCGCACAGCUGCUACGAGAUCGGUCAUACUUGGAACCCGUCGUGUGUGCAGUCGGCUGUGGAUGUAGCCAGGGGUGCUCUGGAGGUCUCCUUUAAAAUCUACGCCCCUCUUUACCUGAUAGCAGCAGUUCUAAGGAGAAGGAAGAAGGAUUACUAUUUAAAAAAGCUUCUCCCAGAGAUCCUGUGGUCUACUUCUUUCCUCGCUACCAAUGGAAGUCUUUACAUUGUUUUCUUCUGCAUUCUCAGGAAACUGUUUGGAGGGUUCUACUCCUGGUCUGCCGGGUUUGGCUCAGCACUGCCUGCCUCCUAUAUUGCCAUCCUCCUGGAGCGCAAGAGCAGGAGAGGGCUGCUGACAAUAUACAUGGCAAAUCUCGCCACUGAGACUUUGUUCCGUAUGGCAGUGACACGAGGCAUCAUCAAACCCAUCACACACGGCGAGGUGCUCUUGUUCUGCAUAACCGCAAUGCUCUACACGUUCUUCUUCAGGUCAAAUUCUUACAGUAAAAUGAGUAAAGAUGGUCUCAAAGGCUUUGCAUUCUCUGCAUUAAAGUUCAUCAUUGGAAAAGAAGAGAUUCCAACUCACUCUGUUGUGGCAGAACAGAUCUGCACGAGACCCCUUGAGAGGACAGCUUCUACAGAGACCGAGGAUUCACAGGCGUCGGCAGAAAGGCCCAGCUCCAGUAGGAAAACUCUGGUAGCCCACACAAGAGAACUGCUAGAGUCAAUAUGCAAAAAGGGUCCAAGGCACAGAUGUUGUAAACAUUACCAAGACAACUGCAUUUCCUACUGUGUGAAAGGUUUUGUCAGGAUGUUCAGUGUUGGCUACCUGAUUCAGUGUUGUCUUAAAGUGCCUUCAGCAUUUAGGCACAUGUUUACGAAACCCUCACGGCUCCCCGCCCUAUUCUACAACAAGGAGAACUUCCAACUCGGAGCCUUUCUUGGAUCUUUUGUCAGUAUCUACAAGGGAACAAGCUGCUUGCUGCGCUGGCUGCGCAACAUUGAUGAUGAACUCCAUGCACUGAUAGCUGGCUUCCUGGCUGGUAUUUCGAUGUUCUUCUACAAAAGCACGACAAUAUCCAUGUAUCUCUUCUCGAAGCUGGUGGAGACCAUAUACUUCAAAGGCAUUGAGGCCGGACGGUUCCCUUACUUUCCUCAUGCAGACACGGUGAUAUAUGCCAUCUCCACCGCUAUCUGUUUCCAAGCUGCUGUGAUGGAAGUGCAGAACCUCAGGCCUACAUACUGGAAGUUCCUGCUGCGUUUAACUAAGGGCAGGUUUGCUCUGAUGAACCGACAGUUGCUCGAUUUUUUUGGGACUCAAGCCUCCAGGGACUUUAAAGGCUUUGUGCCCAAACUGGACCCUCGUUACACCACGGUGCUACCACCAGGAGUCGACAUCCAACUCGGUUGACUUGGGACCAGGCUGUGGGAGAGGCUUUUAGGGUUACCUCAACAAGAAAUGGACAGUUUGGCUGUUAUUUCUGAAUAACUUAAGGAUUUGUUAGAGAUGUUAUAACAGCUCAGAAGCGUUGAUGUCGUGUUAUGAGAUGGGAUAAAGCCCGAGAUCUGUCCAAAGCAGGGCAUCAUGAGUGUCAAGUUUGGUGCUGCACAAGCACAUUUACUGACUGGCAUUGUAUGAAAACAGGUAACUUGUAAAAUAAAUGAAACACAUUUUACAUAUA